UCUUCUCCUUAGCUCGUAAGUAACCAAACCUCAAAAAAUAUAUUACACAUCCCUCUCUCUAUGUAAAGAUCAGAUGGAUCAUCAAAACGUACCAAUAACCAAGAAGCUAUGGAACGUCGUACGUUUUCUCUUGUACAUAAUCCGCAAACGCGUCAGAAAACACAAACUCAUCGCCGACUUCAGCGCCACUCUCAAACGCGGCAAGAAUCUUAUGUUCCACCACCGUCGCCGCGUCCACGCCGCCGACUCCACUUCCUCAAACGCUCUAAACGCUGCUUCAUCAGCUGCCGCAACUGCACAUCUAAGCCACAGUAGUCUCUUCUCGUGUGUUCAAACGCCUCAGACGCUUGACGACGACGCAGCCGCUGCUAGAGCAGUUCUUGAGCUUCUUAACGGCGUUAGCGACAAAGGAAACGUUACGCCAGAGGCUUUCUCAAAGGCUUUGUCUCUUUACUUUCCCGGGUUUGGACGGACUCCACUGGUAAGGCCGUUAAGAGUAACGGACUCACCGUUUCCGUUGACCCCGGGAAAUGGUGACGUGGCAAGAAGACAAGUAAACCAAGCGGCUGAUGAUUUCAUAAAGAACUUUUACAAUAACUUGAAUCAGCAGAAAAAGAUGUUAGAGUCCAGCUAAGUGUUUGAUCAUUGUGUAUCUUCAUAUAUUUUUUCACUCUGUUUUUCUUUUUAUUGUCUCCUUUUGCUGGUUCUAUUGCAAAGAUGUAAUGAUGUUUUUGGGGGGUUUUAUUUUCGCAUUUCUGGAAACAAUUGGAUACUAUAUAUGAACAAAAUAUUGUUAUGGGUUAAUUACUAAAAU
This is a messenger RNA of Brassica oleracea var. oleracea, 814 nucleotides long. RefSeq lists its product as uncharacterized. Bases 74 to 634 code for a protein of 186 amino acids. Lineage: Eukaryota; Viridiplantae; Streptophyta; Magnoliopsida; Brassicales; Brassicaceae. The transcript has a single exon. The record is from RefSeq and is a predicted model, not a curated record.